Messenger RNA from Nicotiana attenuata, 649 nucleotides. RefSeq names its product protein translation factor SUI1 homolog. Lineage: Eukaryota; Viridiplantae; Streptophyta; Magnoliopsida; Solanales; Solanaceae. Bases 169 to 507 code for a protein of 112 amino acids. Gene Ontology annotation, molecular function: RNA binding; translation initiation factor activity. The transcript is spliced from 2 exons. Gene Ontology annotation, biological process: translational initiation. The record is from RefSeq and is a predicted model, not a curated record.
ACACGCACCGCCACAAUUUCUAGUUCCUGCCUAUAAAUAAUAAGGUAGCAUUCUUCUCCUCUCCAUCAGCCAGUGUUUCAUCUAUUUGAUCAAGCCUUUUAAGCUUUUGUGUGACCAAUUUUGAAGCUUUAGUUUCGGAGGGUGAGAAGUUCUCUUCCAGCUAGGUACAUGGUUGAUAUCGACGUCCAGAUCCCAUCUGCUUUUGAUCCAUUUGCUGAGGCUAAGGACUCAGGUGCCCCUGGAGCCAAAGAGUAUGUUCAUAUUCGUAUACAACAAAGGAAUGGAAAGAAAAGCUUGACAACAGUUCAAGGACUGAGGAAACAAUUCAGUUACGAAAAGAUCCUCAAAGACCUGAAAAAAGAGUUCUGUUGCAACGGUAAUGUUGUGCAGGAUAAGGAACUUGGAAAAGUGAUACAACUUCAAGGAGAUCAGAGAAAGAAUGUUUCUCACUUUCUUGUGACUGCUGGUAUUGUCAAAAAGGAUCAGAUCAAGAUUCAUGGUUUUUAAGAAGUUUGUUGAAUAUUAUUAGUUGUUUGGAUUUUAAGGGGUUGUUUUGGUUAAUGCCCAUGAUUUUGCCAUGGGUUUCUUUCUGAAUUGUGGUGGUUGUGCUUUGUUUUCAGAUAAUAAUAAAUUUGGUUUUCUUGAUCUA